CGCUCUCCAGCUCCGGAGCGCGGAUCCUCCUGCUACGCGGCUGGCUUUGGAGUGCGGAGUGCCGGAUUGAGAGGGCUCGGUUGCUGAAAAGACCUGGUUGUGUGUAAGGUUUCCAGUUUUCCAGGAAGAACAAUUCCUUGUCUCUCAAGAUGGCGCAUGGGAGUUCUUCCUGCCAUCCUGCUCCUAUCAGUGAAAAAUGCUUUGCAGAUCAGGAAAGUCCUUUGAAUUUGACCAGAACAGCAUUUAAGCACAGAAGGAAAACAGACACACAACAACACAUAGCAAGGAAAGGAGAAGGAAAAGACCCCGGGGUUGUACUGAACAAGACUUCUGGGAAAUUCAUGGGAAAAAACAAUCAAUGCAUCCUGGAAGGGAAACCUUCCAAUGGGGUUCUACAAACUUACUUUUUCAAGGAAUUCUGCUACCAAGAGACUGAUGGGCCUCGGGAACUUUGCAGCAGACUCCACCAUAUUUACUGUCAGUGGCUAAAGUUAGAAAAGCACACAAAGGCUCAGAUAUUGGAUCUUCUGGUCCUAGAGCAGUUCCUGGCUGUCCUUCCUCCAGAGAUGACCAGCUGGGUCCAGGAGUGUGGAGCAGAAACCUGUUCCCAGGCAGUGGCCCUGGCUGAAGGCUUUCUUCUGAGCCAAGCAGAGGGGAAGAAGCUGAAGGAGCUGGUCUUUGGUGGGAUCUCCCAGGAGAAAUCAAUUCUGGACCCAUCUUCAGGUAAAGAAAAUGUCAGGGUUCCGACCAAUGCCCGAAUUAAAUCAUGA
Thamnophis sirtalis is the source of this 770-nucleotide messenger RNA. The record is from RefSeq and is a predicted model, not a curated record. Lineage: Eukaryota; Metazoa; Chordata; Lepidosauria; Squamata; Natricidae.